AUGAGAACUUCAGCAGCUUAUGAUAAGGUAUGCUCCUUAGUUUGCCUUAUCCUGUAUGUUCAUUUGAUUUCUUCACCAAAAUUUUCUUCUGCUUCUGCUUCUACUGAAACCAAUGCUCUUCUAAAAUGGAAAGCCAGCUUCCAAAAUCAAACCCAUAUUCUGACCUCGUGGACUUACCUUCCCAUUGCCACCAAUUCUUCUAGAGAUCAAAAAGCAAAUACAAGCCUGUGUUUUUGGACCGGGAUUUCAUGCAAUGCUGCUGGAAGUAUCAGCAGAAUAAACCUUACCAAUUCCGGUAUACAAGGCACAUUACAUGAAUUUUCAUUCUCGUCCUUCCCAAAUCUAGAAUAUAUUGAUCUCAGCAUAAAUAAGCUAUAUGGUGUCAUCCCCCCACAAAUCAGUUUUCUCUCGAAACUCAUGUAUCUUGAUCUCUCCAAUAAUCAGUUGUCCGGGAAAAUCCCACAAGAAAUUGCUUUUCUCAUAAACCUUCAUACCCUACAGCUUAAUAGAAAUAAGUUGAAUGGCUCAAUUCCUCAAGAAAUAGGUCAGCUUAAGUCUCUUCGUGUUCUUAGUCUCGUGGAAAAUCACCUCACUGGUCCUCUUCCCUUGUCAAUCGGUAAUCUUAGCAAGUUACAGGUUCUAUACAUUCGCGACAACCAAAUCUCCGGCUCCAUUCCUAAUGUGAUUGGGAAUCUCAAGAAUCUGGUUGUGCUAAGAGUUGCCAGAAACAAUUUCAGUGGUCAUUUGCCUCCAAAUAUCUGCCAAGGAGGGCGUCUUAUUAAUUUCACUGUAAAUAGCAAUCAUCUGAUAGGUCAAAUCCCCAAAAGCCUGAAAAACUGCACAACCUUGUACAGAGUCCGCCUUGAUAGAAACCAACUCACUGGAAACAUAUCUGAAGAUUUUGGUGAAUAUCCAGACUUGGAUUACAUAAAUCUAAGUGACAAUAGAUUCUACGGAGAACUUUCACCGAAAUGGAGUAGGUCUCUGAAGCUAACAAAUCUUGAGAUUGCAGGCAACAAUCUUACUGGUACCAUUCCACCUGAGAUUGGAAACUUGACUCAACUGCAGUUGCUUAAUCUUUCUUCAAAUCAUUUGGUGGGAAACAUACCUGUGGAACUUGGAAGGCUCACUUUGUUAGGGAAGCUUAUACUGAAUAACAAUCAACUCUCUGGUGGUAUACCUCAAGAGCUUGGAUCACUGAGUGAACUUGAGUAUCUUGACCUGUCCACAAACUUUUUGAGCCAGUCAAUUCCAAGUAGCCUAGGUAACUUUCUGAAGCUGCACCAUAUCAAUGUCAGCAACAACAAGUUAAGCCAAAAAAUUCCAUCUCAAUUCAGGAAUUUAACUCAGCUGUCUGUGCUAGAUUUGAGUCACAAUGGCCUUGAUGGAGAGAUACCAACCGAGCUUAGUAAUUUGGAAAGUUUGGUGACACUAAAUAUUUCCCACAAUAAUCUCUCUGGAGUAAUUCCAAAGAGCUUUGAUAAACUUCGUGGCUUGGAGCACAUCGACAUAUCAUACAAUCAAUUCUGGGGUCCCAUCCCACACAGCAAGGCAUUUCAUGAGGCUGCAAUAGAAGCAUUGCAGGGAAACAAGGGAUUGUGUGGAAAUGUUACAGGUCUUCUUCCCUGCAUUAGUGAACCCGAAAAUAAGAAGCACAGUUCGAAAACUGGUGUCAGAGUUGCGUGCUUACUGAUACUGCCUGUCCUGGGUGCAGUUACAUUUGCUUGCUUCAUGUUACUAAGGAAAAAGACAUGUCAACAAACAAGGCAACAAGAGAUGUGCCUACCACAAUUUGAGUUGCGUUCCAUAUCACUUUUUGAUGGCAGAUUAUUGUAUGAAGAAAUUGUAAAAGCAACUGAGAAUUUUGAUGCUGCAUAUUGUAUCGGGAAGGGAGGGUUUGGAAGUGUUUACAAAGCAAAGCUUCCAUCAGAAGAAGUGGUAGCUGUAAAGAAACUCCACAGUCCAUGUGAUGGUGAGGGGAGCUAUCAGAAAGAGUUCUUAAGCGAGGUAAGGGCAUUGACAGAGAUUCGCCAUCGAAACAUUGUGAAGCUCUAUGGUUUCUGUUCACAUGCCAGGAACUCUCUAUUGGUUUAUGAGUACCUUGAAACGGGCAGCUUGUUUUCAAUCUUGUGCAAUGAAGAAGAAGCUAAGAAAUUGGACUGGAGUAAAAGGGUGAAUAUCAUCAAAGGUGUGGCCUAUGGCUUAUCCUACAUGCACAAUGAUGUGUGCCCACCAAUUGUUCAUCGAGACAUAUCCAGCAAGAACAUUUUGCUAGACGCCGACUAUGAGGCUUGCAUCGCAGACUUUGGCACUGCUAAGCUUCUGGAGCAUGACUCAUCUAAUUGGUCUGCCGUUGCAGGCACAAUUGGAUACAUAGCACCAGAGCUAGCUUACACAAUGAACGUGACCGAGAAAUGUGAUGUGUAUAGCUUCGGCGUGUUAGCGCUUGAGGUCAUGAAAGGGAAGUACCCUAGCAAUCUAGUUGGGUUACCUUCAUCACCAGCAACAAGGGAAGCCAAAAUGAGGGGUGAAAUGUUGGACGAUCGCCUGGACCCUCCCACGGGUAAAGUUCUGAAAGAAGUUGCCACUAUCUUAACACUAGCAACGGCAUGCUUACAUGAAAACCCUGAGUUUAGGCCUACCAUGUAUGAAGUCUCCCAGAUUGUAACAAUGCCUAGAUCCUACAUAGCUCAAAUUCAUGAUUGA
This is a messenger RNA of Fragaria vesca subsp. vesca, 2706 nucleotides long. Its product is annotated as probable LRR receptor-like serine/threonine-protein kinase At4g08850-like. Lineage: Eukaryota; Viridiplantae; Streptophyta; Magnoliopsida; Rosales; Rosaceae. The transcript has 2 exons. Gene Ontology annotation, biological process: protein phosphorylation. Gene Ontology annotation, molecular function: protein binding; protein kinase activity; ATP binding. Bases 1 to 2706 code for a protein of 901 amino acids. The record is from RefSeq and is a predicted model, not a curated record.